AUGGCAAUCAUCUUUCCAAUUGCCGUGGCUCUUCUUGUCAUCUACAUAUUGUCGUUUUACGAUACGAUACGGUUGAUGAGAAAGUUUUGGGUUUACGGUGAAAAAGUGAGUUCGGGUAGCGCGAUAGAGCUACGGUAGAUCAUUAUGAAAGUGGACAAUGCUAGACGAUUACGGUAUCUUCAAAGACACAUCACUUUUUCGCUAAACUCGCCGAUCCAGUUCAGAAAAACCUGUUUGCCGAAAACUACCGUAGCCCAAUCAUCUAUUAACAAAUUGGUGAAACCUUCGAAAACCCUUUUUGAUUCGUUCUAGAUUCCCGGACCUCCAGCUCAUCCAAUCUUCGGCAAUGCUGCACUGUUCAAGAACAAAACGACUGAAGGUGAGCGUCUGAUUCAUCGAAUGUCGACUAGACACCAUUUUCCAGAAUUUGUCGAGAUUUUCAUCCGAUUGGCAAACGACGCAAGAGAAAAGGGCGCUAAUCUGAUGCGAGUUCAGAUGAUGGGAAAGAUUUAUGUGUGGCCAUUGAAUGGAAGGACCGCGGCGACGAUUCUGGAAUCGUCGACAGAAGGCAACAAAGGCGACGAUUACAAGUUUCUGCAUCCAUGGCUCGGCGGUGGCUUGCUCAUGGAAGCGCUCGGAGAUCGAUGGAAGCGUCAUAGAAAGAUGUUGACUCCAGCGUUUCAUUUCGCCAAAUUGGAGGGUUAUUUGGAGGUCUUCAAUAGUGAAACUAAAGUAAUCGAAUGUUCGAUAGAUACAGGUAGCGUGUAGUGUCUUUUUGCUUUUUCCAGAUCAUGAUCGAUUGUCUGGAAAAGGGCAUGGAAAACGGGGAAACCAUUGACCUAUUCCCUUAUAUCAAACGUUGUGCAUUGGAUAUUAUCUGUAAAACCGCCAUGGGCAUCAAGAUCGAUGCUCAAAUUGUUCACGAUCAUCAGUAUGUUCGAGCAGUUGAGGGCUUCAAUAAACUUGCGGUAAAUCUAACGUUUCGGGCAUCUUUUGACUUCAAUAACUUUUCGUAUUUUGUACAACAAUUCAGGUGGAAUACUCAAUGAACCCAUUUCUGUGGAACCGAUUCAUCUACUGGGCUCUUGGCUAUCAAAAAAUGCACGACGACUUUUUGUACACGUUGAAGAAGUUUACCAACGAUGCAAUUGUCGAGAGAAGAGCAGCCAUCGCGUCUGGAAAAGUGGAGAAGCAAACGUCGAAGCGAAAAAUGAACUUUCUGGAUAUUCUUCUGAGCAGCGAAGAGUCGAACGAGUUGACGUCGGAAGAUAUUCGUCAAGAAGUGGACACGUUCAUUUUUGCCGGCCAUGAUACCACCACAACAGCUCUAUCAUGGGUUUGUUGGAAUUUGGCGCAUAAUCCUGAGGUGCAGGAGAAGGUGUACAGCGAGUUGGUAGACGUUUUCGGCGAAGAUCCAAACGAAGAUGUGACUCCGGAGGGAAUUAAUAAGUUGGAGUACACGGAGAGAGUGCUCAAAGAGUCGAAAAGAGUCGUGGCGCCAGUGCCUGGAGUUCAAAGGAAGCUGACCAAAGAUAUUGUGAUUGGUGAGUCCAGCCGUCUCUUGACACAACAACGUUAUGCCUUUCAGAUGGCAUGACGAUUCCCUCGGAGGCCAACAUCACAAUUUCGCCAACUGUUCUUCACUGCAACCCUCAAGUCUAUCCGAAUCCCGAUAAAUUCGACCCGGAUCGAUUCUUAGUCGAAGAAAGCGUCAAACGAAACGCCUACGACUACAUCCCAUUUUCGGCUGGCCUGAGGAAUUGUAUUGGACAGAAAUUUUCGCAGCUCAAUGAGAAAGUCAUGUUGAUUCAUUUGAUGAAAAACUUCCGAAUAGAGCCCAACCUCGACUACUAUGGCACUAAACCGACUUUUGAGGUAAGCGGCUACGCGGCUGUCGUUGAAAUUUCACGGAAAUGUUUACAGGUAGUUGCGAAACCGUCAAACGGAAUUCCGGUGAAAUUAAUCAGACGACGCCACUGA
Molecule: messenger RNA, 1980 nt
Organism: Caenorhabditis sp. 36 PRJEB53466
Lineage: Eukaryota; Metazoa; Nematoda; Chromadorea; Rhabditida; Rhabditidae
Source: the annotation of a GenBank genome assembly